AUGGAAAAUAAGAAUUCUCAAAAAUUAUGGGGUGGCAGAUUCACUGGGGAAGUCGAUCCCUUGAUGCAACUCUACAAUGCAUCAUUACCCUAUGAUUAUAAAAUGUAUAAAGUUGAUUUACAGGGCACAAAGUCAUACACUUCUGGCCUACAAAAAUUGGGCUUGUUAACAGAGGAUGAACUCUCUGAGAUUCACUACGGUCUUGGAAAGAUCAAAGAAGAAUGGGAGAACAAUACAUUUAUCCGUCUUCCGAGCGAUGAGGAUAUUCAUACUGCCAAUGAAAGACGUCUUGGUGAAAUUAUUGGCACCGGCAUCGCUGGCAAAGUCCAUACCGGUAGAUCUCGUAAUGAUCAAGUUGCGACCGAUAUGAGAAUUUAUUGUCGUGACAUUUUGACAAACAAUCUAUUAACUUAUUUAAAAGAAUUAAUAAGUGUUAUUUGCAGAAGAGCUAACGAAGAAAUGGAUAUUUUAAUGCCAGGAUAUACUCAUUUACAAAGAGCACAGCCUAUUAGAUGGUCUCACUGGCUGAGCUUCUAUGCCACUUACUUUACAGAGGAUUAUAAAAGACUUCAAGAAAUAUUAGCCAGAUUGAAUGUAUCUCCUUUAGGUGCUGGCGCUCUUGCAGGCCAUCCUUAUGGCAUUGAUAGAGAAUUUUUAGCGCAAGAUUUAGGUUUCAGCGGAGUCAUUGGAAACUCCCUUGUAGCCGUCUCUGACAGAGAUUUUGUCGUUGAGAUAAUGUUCUGGGGUUCGCUAUUCAUGAAUCAUAUUUCCAGAUUCUCUGAAGAUUUAAUUAUUUAUUCUACUGCUGAAUUUGGUUUCAUAAAAUUAAGCGACGCUUAUUCCACUGGUUCAUCAUUGAUGCCUCAAAAAAAGAACGCUGACUCUUUAGAACUUUUAAGGGGUAAAUCUGGUAGGGUCUUUGGUGAUUUAGCUGGCUUUUUAAUGACCUUGAAAGGUGUACCAUCUACGUAUGAUAAAGAUUUACAAGAAGAUAAAGAAGCCUUAUUUGAUUCCCUAGUUACCGUCGAAAACUCAAUUCUAAUCGCUACAGGUGUUGUAUCUACUUUAACUGUUGACAAAGCCAAAAUGGAACAAGCUCUAACUAUGGACAUGUUAGCUACUGAUUUGGCCGAUUACUUGGUUAGAAAAGGUGUUCCAUUUAGAGAAACUCAUCAUAUAUCUGGCGAAUGUGUUGCGUUAGCGGAGAAGCUAAAAUUGAGCGGCAUUGAUAAAUUAUCUAUCGAACAAUACAAACAAAUUGAUGCAAGAUUCGAGAAAGAUCUUUUUGAAACAUUUGAUUUUGAAAAGAGUGUCGAGAGAAGGAAUGCUACCGGUGGAACAGCUAAGUCUGCAAUACUAAAACAACUUGAAAACAUACAAACCCAACUACAAUAG
Molecule: messenger RNA, 1395 nt
Organism: Kazachstania africana CBS 2517
Lineage: Eukaryota; Fungi; Ascomycota; Saccharomycetes; Saccharomycetales; Saccharomycetaceae
Gene: ARG4
Product: argininosuccinate lyase ARG4
Exons: 1
Coding region: 1-1395 (464 amino acids)
Cellular component (GO): cytosol
Molecular function (GO): argininosuccinate lyase activity
Source: RefSeq, a predicted model, not a curated record